CUUGGCAACUCUUAGGCCGCCGGGUGACAGAGUGCCAUUCUGUCAGUGGCUCCAUUAAGGCUUUCGGCUUCAGCCUCAAUAGCAAAGCUGUUACUCUCACUAGUGAAUCGCUCAACUGUAAAGAGUAUAUAGACUUUAUUACCAAUCUAGUGUAUUUUGUGUUUGCGCCAGACGAUUCGACCUUCUCAGGAGGCGCUUGCAGCUAAGGAAGACACCAAGGGAACGAUAGCACUAAAACAAAACAAAAUCACUGACGUAAAAUAAGGACAAAAACAAAAGUAGCAAUAUUACUCAUUUAGAAGAAGAUAUCAUCACCAAGCCAUUAAGACCGAUUGUAUCCAAGAGAUCGUCGCUGCUCUUCUUUGUCUAAAAGAUAAUGGUACAGCAAGAUGAGCCAAUGAUUGAGAGACCUCAACAGUAUAACCUGUACUGGGAAAAUUUCGGCUGCAGAUGAUCAUCAACACAUCAUAGUACAGCCUUCAGGAAAAGUAUAAAACUCAUGUGUCAUAAAUUAUUACUGAACUGGAAUCCAUGUCAUAAGCAUUGUCCAUAGAUGUAACAUUCUCAGCCAUAGCUACGUUAAAAACAAAAAAUAUCAUAAAACCCAGCAAUCAAUGAAAGAGUAACGAAGAAUAAAUGGCGCUCCACCAAUUCAAAAUCAAGCAUUAUGCCACAAGUGGCAGACACGAAAAUCCAGUAAAUGAUUCUCUAGAAAACGAUAAUACCCAUACUAGUAGUACCAAACAGGGAGAUAACAAUACACCAAUACUCAGAAUUCAAAGAAGGUCAAGCGACCCGAUUUUGCUCUACAAACCAUCCGAAGUUAUGGUUUGUCCUGUCCAACCUUAUAAGGACGAAGAAGAAGAAGAAGGAGAAGAAGAUCUAUUCAGGGCAUGCCAUAACGAUCUCAUCCGAGAUAUGAAGUCCAAUUAUGAUGCAAGUCAAAGCCAUUCCAGUAAUGCAAUUGUUGCUGAACAAUACUAUGAGGUGAAGCAAAAGUAUCCAAAGAAAAGAACUGAAUUGCCAUUGCAAGAGGUCCAUGCUGACUCCAUAGUCAGACCAACUCACCAUUCCCACAGAGCAGAGAGAGGACCUUUGAGGGAAAAUGAGCACAAAGAAAUGCUUCCUUGUCACAGUCCACAUAAUGUUCAUUCUUAUCAAAAUUCAGACAUCCAUUUCUAUCCAAAUCAUGAGAGCCCAAGUCCUUCAUGGAAUGAAACGAGCCCUUUCGCAUGCUACAGCAGCCAAGAACCCCUGGAAGUAGAGAAACUACAGUACUUCUAUCACCAAAUGGCAACUCACAUGCAGCCACCCAUCAUCUGCCCGGUCACUGGUCACCACUUCCCAGUCCACCUCCUCAAGACUCUAAAAGGAGUUCACCAUUCUAGUAACUCAAUUGGAGAGUUCCUUCCACAGGCGAGUGCAUUCGUCCACUCGCCCAAUUACGAGUUCGAAAACGCAAAGAGGAUGCUGGUGGAAGGAGUGAAGCUGGUCUGCGACGGCGCCCGCGAAACGAUGGAUAAGAUGGAAUUCAAGAAUAAGACGAGAAUGAGUUACAACGGUGGAAUACCUGGUGUGGAGUGCAUCCCUUCACUUGACGGCUCUUAUCAAGAUAUCUGUGGAAAACUGAAUUACAUACAGUCUGCGUUUCUGCAGUUAGCGGAAUGCAACGACCCAGAGAUGCUAAACGAGGCGCGGCGAAUCAUUCCAAUCGAUCUACUUCAUCGCCUUCUGCAGCAGUUGCAGGAACAUUCUCUGGAGGGUCAGGAACCACAAGGAAUUACGUAAUUUAUAACGCAAUGUACUUAAUAAGGAACUGACUAAGCGAGAGUUGCGAUCAAUCUUGAAUCAACUUAAUAUAAAGAGCUAAUAAAUCUAAUCUUGAAGAAGAUUA
Macrobrachium nipponense is the source of this 1894-nucleotide messenger RNA. RefSeq lists its product as uncharacterized. Lineage: Eukaryota; Metazoa; Arthropoda; Malacostraca; Decapoda; Palaemonidae. Bases 637 to 1788 code for a protein of 383 amino acids. The transcript is spliced from 3 exons. The record is from RefSeq and is a predicted model, not a curated record.